Molecule: messenger RNA, 865 nt
Organism: Chlamydomonas reinhardtii
Lineage: Eukaryota; Viridiplantae; Chlorophyta; Chlorophyceae; Chlamydomonadales; Chlamydomonadaceae
Exons: 1
Coding region: 264-521 (85 amino acids)
Source: RefSeq, a predicted model, not a curated record
ACCAUUGUUUCUGGGCGGAGCCCCCUAGGCGCUUAGCCCUCGACAGUUUUCAAGAAAGCGAUCCAGGGGGGCGAAGCCCCAUAGGAUUGCCCCUGUCCGUGACUGCGUGCCUGCCUGCCUGCGUGCCUACUUGCAUGGGUCGACAAGGACUACCAUACUGGCGCAAACCGCGAACGUCACGUCUUAGUAUUUGCUAUUCCCUGUUGUAGAGGUGCCGUCCGGUUGAACGUUGCAUCUCGGGGCCGCGGCACACGCUGCAGGAGAUGCUGCUUGGUAGAGCGCGGCCUGCGGCCCUGCGCCACAAUGGCGGCGGCGAUGGUGGUGGUGGAGGGCCUGGCCCUACCAGCAGCAGCAGCAGCAGUAGCAGCGGCUGCAGCAGCCUCAGCGGCACAGGGCCUGGCGGCAGCGGCCCUGGGCCCAGCAGUUGCGGCGUGCAUGUGCGUAGCGGAGGGGGCGAACAAGGCCACGUGGAGGAGGACAGCGCGGCGUCGCCCACGAAGCGGCGCCGCCGCGCAGCUUGAGGCCGGCCGGUGUCUAGUUAGGGUCUUUGCUGGCGAGCAUAGCACCGCGCAGUAUGUGGUAGGCCGCGCAUCAGUCAGAAGCGUUGUGGCUAGAGGAUUUCCUGCUGUAUGGUUGAUUGCUGGCUGUGCUGUUGCUUGGCAGCGGGACGUGGCUGGACGCAUGGCGCGCCGUGCCUGCACGAACCGACCCCAGCUAUGUCCAGGAGAUGAGGUAGACGCUUGCGGCCUCAGACUAGAGACGUGGCGUGGGCGCAGCCCAUCCACUUUUCCCAUGCGUGGGGAACCGCAUAUCUUGCCUUAAGCCAGCAUUGACGGCGCCCCUGCCGUUGUAAGAUACUAGCACU